AUGAGCCAGUCGACAGGAAAGCUGCAUGGCAGGGCUUUCUACGAGAGCAUCGGCUGUCCCAAGCUGAUCCUGGCGCCCAUGGUCGAGCAGAGCGAGUUUGCAUGGCGAUUGUUGACGCGCUCAUUCCUUCCGCCUGAGCAGAACAAGCAGCUUCUUGCCUACACGCCCAUGUUCCACGCUCGCUUGUUCCACGAGAAUCAAAAGUACCGCGAAACCCACUUUCAACCCUUGAAGAGCUCCAUGCCCGACACGCCUCUCCCUCACCCUCUCUCCGACUCGGACCGAAACGACCGUUAUCUUGACGGCAACCACGAAACCGACCGUCCUCUGUUCGUCCAAUUCUGCGCAAACGACCCCGACGAUCUGCUCGCUGCUGCCCGUCAUGUCCAGCCCUUCUGCGACGCCGUCGAUCUCAACCUUGGCUGCCCUCAGGGUAUCGCACGCAAGGGUCACUACGGCUCCUUUUUGCAGGAAGACUGGGACCUGAUCCACAGACUCAUCAACAACCUCCACCAGAAUCUCGACAUUCCCGUCACUGCAAAGAUGCGCAUCCUCGAGACGCGCGAAAAGACGCUUGAUUAUGCAAAGAUGAUCUUGUCCGCCGGUGCCAGCAUCAUCACCGUUCACGGCCGCCAACGCCAUCAGAAGGGUCACAACACUGGCUUGGCUGACUGGUCUGUCUUGCGUUACCUGAGGGACAACCUGCCUCCGGAUACAAUUAUAUUCGCCAAUGGUAACAUUCUACGCCAUGAAGACAUUCCUGCCUGUCUCGAGGCUACCGGUGCCGACGGUGUCAUGAGUGCCGAAGGGAACCUCUACGAUCCGGCCGUCUUCGCCCAGCCUCCUCCCCUGGGUCAAGAAGGGAGUGAAUAUUGGCGAGGAAGAGACGGGAAGGGUGGCUACCGCAUGGAUGCCGUUCUUAGACGCUACAUGGACAUCAUCCACAGAUAUGUGCUUGGCCAGGAUCCUCCCGCACGGCAGCCUUUGUUCAUGCCUGAACAUGCCGAUCAGACAGCUGACGCCCCUGUCCCACAUGUGGAUAUCGACCAUGUCUCUGCACAGAAGAGACCCGCCGAGGACGAAGCUGGCACCACUCCCGAUGCCGACGCGACCCACCAUCUUGAUGGCCAACCUCAAGCGAAGAGGCAGAAACAGACAAAAGGCGAAAGUCGCAAGAAGACCGAGAAGUGCUCGAAUCCCAAUCUCACCCCUAUGCAGGCUCACCUCUUCCAUAUGCUCCGGCCAUUGGUAUCCAAGCACACCAACAUUCGGGAUGCCCUCGCUCGUUGCCGUGCUGGCGACAUUGUGGCUUACGAAAAUGUUCUUAGCAUGGUGGAGGCUGCAGUCAAGGAGGGUUUGCUCGAGUAUGAAGCCGCUACGCCCGGAGAAGCUCAAACAGAACCACAGAUCAGACCCGAAAUCGACCCAACGAAAGAUGAGAGCUCGCUGGCUUCAGUCGCGUGGUGUAAAAGGCCAUGGUUCAUCUGUCAGCCAUAUGUGCGACCACUACCAAAGGAAGCCAUUGAAAAGGGAUCGAUGCAGUUGACCAAGAAAGAAAAGGAGCGUUUGGAGCGUGAGAAAGAGGAGAACAAACAAGUCGGUCUCGUUCCAGAAGGCAGAGUUGAGACGCAGGAGAACAACGGCGAGAAGGUGGAAGUGCCAAAAGAGGGCAUGGUCUGUGGAUAA
This is a messenger RNA of Aureobasidium subglaciale EXF-2481, 1686 nucleotides long. RefSeq lists its product as uncharacterized. NCBI's taxonomy places the organism in Eukaryota, Fungi, Ascomycota, Dothideomycetes, Dothideales, Saccotheciaceae. Gene Ontology annotation, biological process: tRNA processing. The transcript is spliced from 2 exons. Gene Ontology annotation, molecular function: tRNA dihydrouridine synthase activity; flavin adenine dinucleotide binding. Bases 1 to 1686 code for a protein of 561 amino acids. The record is from RefSeq and is a predicted model, not a curated record.